UCACACCCCGCGUGCUCUCCAUUUUGUUUGCAACGUGAAAAACUAAGUGAAAAACGCUCUCACCCAGUUUGACUAAAACGAAAACUGUGUAAAGUAAACUUGAGACGCUUGAAACCUGUGCAAAUAUAGUGCGUACCACCGGCCAAGAAGAUGGACAACAUAGAGCGACUGUACAAAUGCUACGAGAUUCUGUCCGAGGCGGGCGAUAAAAUAUCCGAGCAUGUGGAUGAAUAUAAGGAGAUACUCAAGGCCGUGAAGGGCACGUCGAAGGAGAAGCGCCUGGCAUCGCAGUUCAUUGGUAACUUCUUCAAACACUUUCCAGAUUUGGCCGACACAGCCAUCGACGCGCAGUUUGAUUUGUGCGAGGAUGACGACACACAGAUCCGCCGCCAGGCCAUCAAAGAUCUGCCGAAACUGUGCCAGGGAAACGCAGAUGCUACCAUCCGAGUGGGUGAUACUCUGGCCCAGCUGUUAAUCCUGGACGAUCCCACAGAACUGCAGCAGGUCAACAACUCACUGCUGGCCAUCAUAAAACUGGACACCAAGAGCUCCAUCGCCGGAUUGUUUCAGCAAAUCUCCACUGGGGAUGAAACCACAAGGGAGCGCUGCCUCAAGUUCAUUGCCACCAAGCUGCUGACCAUGGGUCCCACAGUUAUUACCAAGGAAAUUGAGGACAUUAUCGUGGAGGAGAUCAAAAAGGCAUUGCAGGAUGUCACCGCGGAUGAGUUCCAUCUGUGCAUGACAAUUCUGGGAGCCACCAAACUGGGAAGCACCAUCACAGGACACGCUGAGCUCGUCAAGCUGGCCACGGAGCAGGCGGAGCUUAAUAACACAGACGCGGACAUCAUAGCCGUAGACGACGAGGUGGUGGAGCGAUUCAUUCAGUGCGCCUCUGCUGCGGCUCCUUACUUUUCGAAAACCAUCAAAUCCACGGCCUUCGUGGUUCACGUUUGCGAUAAACUGCUGCCCAUCAAGACAUGGAACAUGAUCGCCACUGCAGUGUCGCAAGAUCAAAUCCAACUUAGAUUACUAAAGGUAUUCGCCGAGAUGAUAACCAACACAGACAAGCUGGACAAUGCCAGCGAACGCAUUAAUGCAGUCUACCAUGUAUUGCUGGAAUACAUGCCUUUGCCGAAGCUGAGCGACGAGGAUCUGGGAGAUACGCCGCCCUCGUUUCAGUUCUCGCACGCCGAGUGCUUACUGUACGCAUUGCACACCCUUGGAAAGAAUCAUCCAAAUAGUUUAAGUUUCGUCGAGGAUGCGGAGAAGCUAAAAGACUUUCGAGCUAGAUUGCAAUAUCUAGCAAGGGGAACACAGGGUUAUAUUAAGAAGCUGGAGGAGUCGCUCAAGGGCAAGACUGGAGAGGAGCUCAAGACGGAGGAGAACCAACUGAAGCAGACGGCACUGAAGACGACAUCAAACAUCAACGUUCUGAUUCGGGAUCUAUUCCAUUCGCCGCCCAUAUUCAAACAUGACAUUGUGCUCUCCUGGAUUGUGCCAAAAAAUAACAAGCUGGGCAAGCGCCAUGCACCCAUCACGUUUGGAGAGAAAGCCGCUGCGAACGGCAAGGAUAAGGAACAGGAGCCAGAGAAGAAAGCGCGGUCAUCCAACGAUCAGAGGUUCUACUCACCGCCAUCCGGAAAAUACUCGAACAAGGUCAACCAGAGCUACGGGAACAACAAUCGCACGAGACAACGAGGCGGCGGCGGCGGCAGCGGUGGAGGCUAUAGAAACAGGCGAUUCAACAAGUACUAAGUAAACAAUCGUGAGGCAGAAGAGCAGCAAAGAACACUUCACUUGAAUGGUUUGUCCCUAGUCCGUAGACAUACAUACAAAAAAAAGAGAAAAAAUAAAACUAGCAGAUAAUGGAUGCGUGCAGAGUACACACAACUGAUGCGAUGCUGCAGCCAAGCAAUUUUAAAGGAUAUUUCAAAAAGGAAACAAAACGAAAGUGGUGAGUAUUCCAUGCAAUUUUCAUUUAACUUUCUCCCCUUUGUCUCCUUUCAGCGCAACUUAUUUUCAUGGAAAGUAAAUGCAACAUUUUUACAUCCAUUUAACUCAUACACUCACGCAUUGCUUUUAUUAUUUUCGUGAACAAAUGUUUUUGCUAAAGUACUUGUGCAAUUUUCCAAAACACGCCACGCCUUCUUUUCAUACAUCGCCCAAAGAAAGGCGCUGGCAUUGUUUAAAAUUUUUAUAUCUCGCUCCUGUUUUUACCUUCAAUUCUGUCAAACGCAUAAAUAUAAGAUUAUACAGUUAACCAAGUGAACGAAUAUCAAUAUAUAAAACAUACUUUCAAGUUGAACGCUUUGAAGAUCAUGAUUUUCAAGCGACAAAUCGGCAUUUGUUUCAAACCCAUUAGUUUUUAUUUAACAUGUAAUAUCAAAUUAACAAUUGUACCACUUAGAGAUGCAAAUCAGCAAAAAACCACAUAGCAUACAUUUCUUGAAUUCAAUAAAAGCAACAUUAAAUUA
Messenger RNA from Drosophila sechellia, 2474 nucleotides. It is a transcript of the gene cass, whose product is annotated as apoptosis inhibitor cassowary. Gene Ontology annotation, biological process: negative regulation of apoptotic process. The transcript has 7 exons. Gene Ontology annotation, cellular component: nucleus. The coding region runs from base 151 to 1755 and encodes 534 amino acids. Lineage: Eukaryota; Metazoa; Arthropoda; Insecta; Diptera; Drosophilidae. The record is from RefSeq and is a predicted model, not a curated record. Gene Ontology annotation, molecular function: RNA binding.